Messenger RNA from Aplysia californica (California sea hare), 2402 nucleotides. Its product is annotated as probable 3',5'-cyclic phosphodiesterase pde-5. The record is from RefSeq and is a predicted model, not a curated record. The transcript has 10 exons. Gene Ontology annotation, biological process: negative regulation of receptor guanylyl cyclase signaling pathway; signal transduction. Gene Ontology annotation, molecular function: protein binding; 3',5'-cGMP-stimulated cyclic-nucleotide phosphodiesterase activity. The coding region runs from base 350 to 2134 and encodes 594 amino acids. NCBI's taxonomy places the organism in Eukaryota, Metazoa, Mollusca, Gastropoda, Aplysiida, Aplysiidae.
CCAUGUAUUAUUUUUGUUGUUGACUGAUUGUCAUUUAGAGUGCUGUUUGUUUGUAUACUGCAACUUUACUUAGACACCCUUUGGCACAGUUCACCUGCCCUCUUCUGUUGGCCUACCUGUUUAUGUAUGCACAAAACACCUACUUUUUUCGUAGCUAGUCUCGGGGUUUUUUUCUAUUCUGUUUGGGGGUUUUUUAAUGAGAGAAGAGUCGACCUUGUUGGUAAGACACCUGUCUACGGUGAGGCAAUAUUGUUAUUUCUGAUGUGUAAUAUUUGAUGAGUGUUGGACGAGAAUGAAGUACUGCUUUCUUAUAAUGUUCAUUGUAUGAAAAGGCUCGUCCAUUGGUAUAAUGCCUUUUUUGAAAAAGAGAUCGAGCCAGUGCAUGCGCCUUGGAGUACAAAAACAGGCAAGUAGUUUGGGUUUAGUUGUUUUCCUGUGUGUUCCUAUAACCGUUGCCACGUGUUGCUUGGUGCAGAACUUCGCCAAAGCCCUCGUGUACGCAGACAGAGCCUCUCUCUUCCUACUGGACACACGCUCCCACGAGCUCUACGCCCGCAUCUUUGACGACGGCUGCUCCCUGGACGAGCACAUCUCCGGCGAGAUCAAGUCUCCCGAGGCUAAACAUAGCAUCUCCGGAAGCGGAAGUGAAGAAGAUGGCGACCAAGACCAGGAGAACUCGGAUUCUGACAAAGAGAAGGACAAGCUGGUGGUGAAGCGAAAAACGAGAUCGGACUGGCAGCAGCAGGAUAUCAGGUUCUCCAUGAACAAGGGCGUGGCAGGCUAUGUGGCCAGUACGGGCAAGAUUCUCAACAUCCGUGACGCGUACAAGGACCAGCGCUUCAACCCCGAGGUAGACAUCCGGACAGGCUACAAGACACAAACCAUCCUGUGCAUGCCUAUCUUCAUCAAGGGAUCCACGUAUAAUUAUAACCAGGCUCGAACCUCAGCUCGGUUCCACGUUGUGUCGUUGAGAAAGCUGUACGAGAAGAUCCGACGGUCGGAGCAGAAGUACAAGGUGGCGUUGGACGUCCUCUCCUACCACAGCCAGGCCACGCCCGACGAAGUGGACAACCUCAGGAGGAAAUCUAUACCCAAAACUAUACCCAAGAUCACACGGAAAGUCCUAGCUGCAGAUCUUCCACGGACAGGCGUCUCAUGGGACUCGGCUACUGAAAUCUGCACUCUGGUGACGCUUAAAGUGCUGCGCAUGCUCUCUCUCUCUCUCUCUCUCUCUCUCUCUCUCUCUCUCUCUCUCUCUCUUUAUGUCUCUCUCUCCUCACCCUGUCUGGACAAGUUUGCUUAUAUGGCUGUGUCCUCCUUGCGUCGUAGUCUCUACUUCUUAGUAAUAAACUCGUUCCUCAUUCUCUUCUUAAUUAGAUCCCAUUCACAUUUUUGCCACCUCUUUCACGUCCGCCCAACACCCACUUCACCUUCCCACCCCCCUCCCCCCUCUCACGGCCGCUUGCACAGUCCUAGCCAAAAAGAGAAAAGGUACGACAUCGACGACCUGACCCGCUUUACGCUGACGGUGAGGAAGAACUACAGGAACGUUCCCUAUCACAACUGGGCCCAUGCCUUCUCCGUGGCCCACUCCAUGUUCACCGUCAUACAGACGGCCAAGCACAAGCUCAAGCCUGUCGAGAGCGUGUCCCUGUUUGUAGCGUGUCUGUGCCAUGAUCUCGACCAUCGAGGGAAGACCAACGCCUUCAUGGUACAGAGCGCUUCCCCUCUGGCAGCCAUCUACACCACCAGCACCAUGGAGCACCAUCACUUCAACCAGACUGUCACCAUUCUACAGGUAACGCGUUCUCUCUUACUCUCUCUCUCUCUCUCUCUCUCUCUCUCUCUCUCUCUCUCUCUCGUGCUGAGCGAGAUCAAACAGAGCAUUCUGGCCACAGACCUGGCGGUGUUCUUCAAGAACAAGGCCACUCUCCAGGGCGUGCUGGACACGAACGGCUUCUCCUGGGACACCAUGCACCACAGAGUGCUCCUUCAGGCUAUCACAAUGACAGCUUGCGACCUGUGCGCCAUGACCAAACCAUGGCAAGUCCAGGAGGAAACGGUCAAGGUCAUCUAUGAAGAGUUUUAUAACCAGGUGACCAACCACUGCAUUCAGACAGGACUGGACUUCUGAUCUGUCGUCAAUUUGGUUUCCGUGACAGGCCUACGCAUCCCCACUUGACUCUUUUCUUCCAUUACGUCACUUUUUUGUUCUUUAUCACAAAGCAAUGUGGUCUCUCUGGUGUGUUGGUAUUGGUUGGUGGCUUGCUUUCUACUCGUUUUUGAAGCUUUUUUUCCUCCCUUUUUUUAAGCGUGAGUUUUGACCUCUAUCCUGGCACAUGCUCGUUAAGGUUUUUUUACCCUCAUUUUACCCUCCCCUUUUUUCUUUAGAUCUGGCAAAG